UGCGCCUAUGUGCCUAUGUGGUACUGUCGUGUGUUCAUGCUAUUAAUUGCAUAUUUGCAUAUUAAUUCUGCRUUUUGUUGUAACGUUUACGUAAGAUUGUCAAUUUAUUUUUGUUGUGUUGUAUAGCUAUAAUUUUGUGAUAGAAAUAUGGGAAGAAAAGCGAAAUUCGGUGAUGACGGGGCUGUAAAACAAAUCAAAGGACCUGGACGUAAAGCAAAAAAACAAAAACCCCCUAAAAUGCUACCAGGACUUCCAAAACUCGAGGGAGAUGAUGAGCCAAAAAAGUUAAGUCAUCGACAAAAACAGCGGGCUUCUAGAAGAACUAAGAAAAAAGAAGAGAGAAAAUUAAUCAAAAAAGAAAAGAAGAAAGGUGUUAAAAAUGAUGAUAAUGUUAAAAAAAGUAAUGAAGAGUCGGAUACUACUAAGAACAUAAGAAGUGAAAUYGUCAAACAAUUUUCUGAUAGUAAUAGCAGUUGGUUGAAAUCAAAAAACUCAAAAUCUCUUAUUCCUGAAAAAGGUAUGUACCUUAUGUUACCUGUUAUGGCAUUAGCUCCUCAAGAAAAUGAAUAUAUUUUGGAUAUGUGUUCUGCACCUGGUGGUAAAGCCUCGCAUAUUGCUGCAAUUAUGAAAAAUACAGGGGUUUUAAUUGCUAAUGAUGUAAAUAAGAAUCGUGCAAAGGCAGUUAUUGGUAAUUUUCAUAGAAUGGGUAUUGCUAAUUCUGUUAUUUCAACUUAUGAUGGUAGACAUAUACCUCAAUUAUUCAAAAACUUUGAUAGGGUAUUAUUAGAUGCUCCAUGUACUGGAACUGGAGUCAUAAGUAAAGAUUCUGGAGUUAAAAUGAGUAAAGAUGAAACUGACUUACAAAGAUGUUUUACAUUACAACGAGAGUUAUUACUAGCUGCUAUAGAUUCUUUGAACUUUAAAAGCUCAACAGGCGGUUAUUUAGUUUAUUCAACUUGUUCGGUACUUGCUGAAGAAAAUGAAUGUGUGAUAGAUUAUGCUUUAAAAAAAAGAGAUGUAAAAUUAGUUGAUACAGGAUUAAGUUUUGGUACUGAAGGUUUUACCAAUCUACGGCAACACAGGUAUUAUUUUUAA
This is a messenger RNA of Diuraphis noxia (Russian wheat aphid), 1095 nucleotides long. RefSeq names its product 28S rRNA (cytosine-C(5))-methyltransferase. Lineage: Eukaryota; Metazoa; Arthropoda; Insecta; Hemiptera; Aphididae. Gene Ontology annotation, molecular function: RNA binding; rRNA (cytosine-C5-)-methyltransferase activity. Gene Ontology annotation, cellular component: nucleolus. The record is from RefSeq and is a predicted model, not a curated record. Gene Ontology annotation, biological process: rRNA base methylation; maturation of LSU-rRNA.